AUCUCUGUCCUGUCAUAGGUUAAACAGGGGUGUCAAUCUUCGUUGUGCCCAUUUGAUUGGCUGAGAAACGAACACACACAAACUGGAUCAACUUUACGGUAAGCAGGACGGAGAGCGGACCAGAGAAUAUCCUCGAAGUGGGACAUUUUUUUAUACUGCUGUUACUUGCCAGGAACUGAAGAUGAUCGAGGUGGUUUGCAACGAUCGCCUGGGCAAGAAAGUCCGGGUCAAAUGCAACUCUGAGGACACCAUUGGAGAUCUAAAGAAGCUCAUUGCUGCCCAGACAGGAACACGAUUUGACAAGAUUGUACUAAAGAAAUGGUAUACCAUAUUCAAGGACCACGUGUCUCUCGGUGACUAUGAAAUCCAUGAUGGGAUGAUGGAGCUGUACUACCAGUGCCACAGGAGGACCCCCCCCCCCCCCCUCAACUGCAUCUACAGACGACCCUUUUAAUUACACACACACACACACACACAAAGAUGGUAUCCCUUGAAUCUGUUGCAGGAAACCAACAUGAUCAAACAACCCAACUGAUGGAGAGAAGGCGCAGUAUCUACAGAGCA
Etheostoma spectabile (orangethroat darter) is the source of this 564-nucleotide messenger RNA. It is a transcript of the gene ubl5, whose product is annotated as ubiquitin like 5. Gene Ontology annotation, biological process: protein modification process. Lineage: Eukaryota; Metazoa; Chordata; Actinopteri; Perciformes; Percidae. The record is from RefSeq and is a predicted model, not a curated record.